Plasmopara halstedii is the source of this 3192-nucleotide messenger RNA. RefSeq lists its product as hypothetical. The transcript is spliced from 7 exons. The coding region runs from base 1 to 3192 and encodes 1063 amino acids. The record is from RefSeq and is a predicted model, not a curated record. Lineage: Eukaryota; Oomycota; Peronosporomycetes; Peronosporales; Peronosporaceae.
AUGUGUGAAUCUUACGCUUUUACUGGCAUCAAGUGGACGACCAUUAAAUUGUCCGUAGCAAGUAAUCGAGAUUUUUGCUACUUUGACAAGAUGGGAAUGGUGCGUCAUACAUCAGGAAACCGGAUGGCAUACCAUGUCAUGCAGUCAGUGGAUAUACCAGAGUAUCCAGAAAAAGCCACGCAUAAACGUUUGCAAGCGUCAUUGUGCUACGUUUUCGAGGAACUCGAGAAUGAUUUGGUUAGUGUCUACAUGCAGGGCAAGAUAGACAAUGCUGCACUAUCAUACUUUGCAAUGCCAGCAGUCUUAGAUUUGCUGAUGGAGAUUACAAAUGCGAUGGAGUGCACUCGAGCCAAAAAACUGGCAGAAAUGAUGGCUGUCGCACCUCCUGGACACUGGAAACGACGAUCUACUCGCAAAUGUUGCGACGUAUGUCGAAAUAGUCCACUGUUCUUUGAAAGUCUACAAAAGUGUGCAGGCUGUCACUUUCAAUAUGUUUGCAAGAAAUGUCGACUGAAAGAGAAUGUUCUCGCACGAGACACAACAUCAAGCUCACACUUAAUGCGAGCUGAAUUUUGUCGCGUAUGCAUUGCACAAAUGGAUGCAACGUCUAUCGAGGAAUUACGAGCGAAAUCUGGAGCUUUUAGUGUAGCUGGACAGCGCAUGGCAGACAAGAAUGCCGCUUUUUGCAAAGUCGAUGACGCCGAAGAAGUGGAUAUACCAGGCAGCGAUCGUUCUUUAACGGCUUUUACUUUAAAAAUCACAGCGCAGAUGCAAGACGUUAGUAGACGCAGCGACAUCUGCGCUUCAUUGGAGAAAGUAUCAAUUUCUGACGAAGAAGAUGAGAUACUGGGUGAGGAUCGAGACGUGCUUAACUCAAUUGGAAAGAAAUGCAGUCGAUACGUGUCACUUGACAAGGAACCCACCGAUGCGUCAAGAUGCAGUUCACGUUCGACUACGUCAACUGCAUCUUCCUCGCUUUACCAUGACGAUAUUGAGUCGGAACAGUAUCGGACUUCAAUUUUUACACGGCUAUUACAAAUGUCGAAUCAACUACCGGAGACCCCCCAGCCUGCGACCUCGAGUCUGUCGGGAAUUAGGGCCACACUUACCACGAAGACGCCAGCAGAGACAAGGAAAGCCAUCAGCGGCCGCGACAUCCCUGAGUUCAAUUCCGCACCUCCGGCAAAGAAAAGAAAGCGACGUGACAAAAUGCCACGUAUCUGGCUUCGUCUUGAACUGUUUGAACUUGGGAUUGUGCCGAUACCGUCCAAAUACGCGGCCUCGUUGACGCUUAACAAUGUCAAAAAGGCUCUUAACGUGCUGCAUAACAAGCUUCAGGCAGCUAAUCGAGAUCCUGCGGACGUGGCAUCUAUAGAUGAUGCUGUUAUGCUCGAUGUAGAAGGAUGUUUCACAGAGAGUGACAACUUUAGCUAUAUCACGUUUGCGGUGUGGAAAGAUGCGGUGGAGAACGUAUUUCAGUGGAGAGAGCAGGAUUACAAAGCCUUUUGGCUGCUUUUGGUACAAUUUCAUCGUAUGAUUCACGUAAAGAAAGAGGUGAUUGAUGCUACGGUACCACUAGAUAGUGAACAGUGUUUUGAGCGAGAAGAGGUACCUGUGUACAAGGUAGCCAUCUUUCUUUUUAUACAGACAGUCAAGCCGCAUUCGUGGAGGACAAAGUACUCGUUGGAUUCAUUUAAUGCAGUGUGGUAUCGCGGACAUGCCGAGAGUUUAGCAGCAGCUGCGGCAUUGGAAGCAGCGGGCGCUGUGGCUGCAGCGACAGCUACAAAGUCACCGAUUCUAAGCGCUAAUGGAUCUCCAUCAAUUCGAGGCUGCACCAGUCCACCACCUCCACAAUCCCCACACACGGUGGGUAUGGCAGACCGUUCGACUGCCGAUUCAUAUUAUCUAUCUUUUGUGCGUGAGAAGCUGGAAGAUUUAUUUGGACUGCUUUAUCCAUCGGUUGACCUUAAAGAUGAGUCUCCGACAGUCAUGAGUGCAGAUCAAAUUGAUCUUCUGGGUUUUUUACUAUGUUUGGGAGAUGUCAGUCUUGUCGACAAAAAUCUCAAGCUGAGUUCGUGUUAUCCGAUGUGGGAACAGUCAUGUAGGGCCGAUGUUACGGCUGAUACAGCUCACGAAUAUCCACCACAAGUGGAAAAUGGAGCUAAAUUGUGCCGAUUUUACAAAACUCACUUGUCGCUAAACGAGAAAUUGUAUCCGCCUGUAGGGUUCUCAAAACCUUAUCCCUCAGCAGCUCAAACUAAUGUUUCAGCACAUUCACCCCCUGCUUUUUCACUAAAUGAUGACUUCUCACUGGAUGGAAGUGCUGAGGGACCUGCUCCAGAUGAAGGGACAACGGGUCGGUCUAUUGUUUUGUCACAACUCAUUAAAGCUACUGUGAUCAAGCGUGCCGAAGAGUUCGCGGUUUUCGAAGACAGUGGUCAGCGACCGGAUGUCAUGAUAUUUUCCUGUCAAGACUCUUAUAUUUACCUACUGGGACUUAUUCGAUAUCCUUUCAAUCUUUUGUACUCAUUACUCGCUAACUUCUACGCUUGCAAGAACUGCCGAAUAAUUACAGCACCGAACACAGGAAUCCUAACGAUGGAGCGAUGUGAAAAUGUGCAGGUUACUUCACUUUCUGGUCUAAUUCGCAUCAGCAAUUGCUUGGACGCCCGACUUAAUGUAUACACGCUGCUUCCGAUGAUUGUCAGUGGCGAAAAUGUUGGCGUGGUUCUAGGACCGUACAAUACAAAGUUUUCUGGCUUAAAACAGCAGCUUUCUACAGCUCCAUUUUUGUUUCAUGCGGAGUCACAAGGCAGCUGGAACAAUUUUCUGGACCUGGAUAGCGACAAGGACAGUAUGUCGGACACAGACGCAGCUCCUGUUUCUCUUCAGGUGCCCGAGACCUUUCGCGAAGUGUGCGUUCCUGUAAAGUUUGCAGUAGGUGCGGGCUCUGCCGAACGACCAUUUCCGAUUCCCUCCGAGUAUGCUGCCACAGUGAAAAAGCACCAUGAGACGGUGGAGUCUUUGCGUCAGUUAGUGACUAGCGAUGAGUUCGAUCUGACAAAAAAGCGUACGAUGGAGAUGGUGAUCCAGCUCAAGUUCAAGGACUGGCUGUCAUCUUCGGGUAAUGUUCGACAAGUUUUGGAUUUAGUGCAUCUCGACCGCAUCGCUAAUGAUCCUGCAAGCAAAUAA